Messenger RNA from Hyaloscypha bicolor E, 1560 nucleotides. Its product is annotated as sphingoid long chain base kinase-like protein. Gene Ontology annotation, biological process: sphingosine biosynthetic process. Bases 1 to 1560 code for a protein of 519 amino acids. The transcript is spliced from 3 exons. Gene Ontology annotation, cellular component: membrane; cytoplasm; intracellular membrane-bounded organelle. The record is from RefSeq and is a predicted model, not a curated record. NCBI's taxonomy places the organism in Eukaryota, Fungi, Ascomycota, Leotiomycetes, Helotiales, Hyaloscyphaceae.
AUGACCACUUCUGCUAUGGCGACUGACAAUCCAUUUGUCGAUCCGGCCUCCAGCUUUGAGGACGGCCGGGGCAACUCAUUCGAAGGCUCCACCGUAUCCGUUGCGCGAGACGCAUCGCUGACUUUAGGCACCGAUUCUCUCAUCGUGCUGGAUGAGGCCUUUGAGAAGAGAGAUCGUUCCAAUUGUUGCGGACUAUGGCCUUCGGGAUCCGCCAACACCCGCGCAAUACCUUUCUACAACGUACUAUGGGCCGAGCUCAAGGACUCCGAGCUUACAAUACAAUAUGCCUCACCAAACUCCAAGAAAUCGGUCAGAGCGGCUACACUUAAAUACCCAAUCGAAUACCAGAUGGUAGAGCUGGUGAACAAAUGGGUGAAGAAGCUGUUAGAUCGUUCAUACGGCGAAUCUCAACAGAGGAAGAGGGCGAAAGUCCUGGUCAAUCCGCAUAGUGGCAAAGGAAGUGCGGAAAAGUGGUAUUUCCGGGAUGUCGAGCCUCUGUUGAAAGCAGCGCAAAUUACUAUCGAUAUGGUCAAAACGAGACACAAAGGGGAGGCGGUUGAUAUCGCAGAGAAGAUCGACAUCGAGGCGUUCGAUAUUGUUGCCUCCUGCUCUGGUGAUGGACUUCCCCACGAGGUUUUCAACGGACUGGGGAAGAGACCUGAUGCAAAGAAGGCACUUUCCAAGAUUGCCGUGGUGCACAUUCCAUGUGGGAGUGGUAACGCCAUGAGCUGCAACUUGAACGGUACGGACAGUCCGAGUUUGGCUACUUUGGCUAUCAUCAAGGGCAUUCCUACACCCUUGGACUUGAUUUCAAUCACCCAAGGAGAUACCAGAACUCUCAGUUUCCUCUCACAGUCUCUUGGUAUUGUGGCAGAGUCGGACCUGGCUACUGAGCAUUUGCGAUGGAUGGGUGGUCAAAGAUUCACAUAUGGAUUCUUGGUUCGACUAAUACGGAAGGCCCUCUAUCCUUGUGACAUCGCAAUAAAGGUGGCUAUUGAUGAUAAACCAUCAAUCAGGGAACAUUAUAAAAAGGAGCAGAGAAACCACGAACCUGCGGGUGAGCGACGAGGGUAUAAGUUUCUCUUGGACGACGAUGCAUCCGCCAGUACUGGCAGUGGCAGUGACGAUAGUCUUCCUCCGUUGAGAUAUGGAACGGUCAAUGACAAGUUACCGCAAGGGUGGGAGCUGGUUCCUUAUGACAAGCUUGGGAACUUUUAUUGUGGAAAUAUGGCCUACAUGGCCUCAGAUGCAAACUUCUUCUCGCCAGCUCUUCCAAAUGACGGCUAUAUGGAUCUCGUCUGCAUCAACGGGGACAUCAGCCGCCUUGAAGCGAUGCAAAUGAUGUUUGCACUCGAGGGCAACAAGUUAUUUGACAAGCCCGGAGUUUGGUACCGCAAGAUUACCGGAUACCGUAUCAUUCCCAAGAACCAAGAGGACGGCUUCAUUAGUAUAGACGGCGAACGUGUUCCUUUCGCGCCAUUCCAAGCAGAAAUACAUAAAGGACUGGGAACGGUCCUCUCAAAAACAGGCCAUAUGUAUGAGGCGCCAGGGCCGGUCUGA